ACACAUACUCACACACCGAUGGCGCAGGGGGCAAUUUGGGGUUCAGGAUCUUGCCCAAGCACACUUCAACAUGCAGCCUGAGCCACAGCUGCCCCAAAAAUACUGUGUAUCACUGUACAAAUAUUGUGAAAGUAUCAAAGCGCUCAGUCCAUGGAGAAAUGCACACAGCCUAUAUUCAGAAACUGUGCCUUUAAAUUAGCCGUUUUGACUUCCACAAGGUUGUGAUGUGACAACUAUAUGCUCAGUGUUUCCCCUCCCAUUGCGGCUUACUCCUCCUGAAAAAAACAAAAUAUGUUUAUCUAUAUUAUUUACCUAAAUUAUGUGCACUCAUUCAUUUCAGCUCAGUGUGAGAGUCUCUACUGUGUUUUGUUGUCAUUUAUAGUUGCGCUAAUUUCUCUCCUCUCCUGCUUGCUACAAUCCGUUACCUUUGGUUGGCCAGGGCGUGUGUCACUUAGAAAACAGUCGGCCAAUCAGAAGAGAGGGGCUCUGAUCAGACACAAAACAGCCUGCAUCCAUGUCUUGUACAGCUUGUUUGAGGCCUCCCAGCACUGUCAUCCCUUCAAAUGCUCAGUGACGAGGCCAGCUUCAAGUGUUUUCCUGGCCAGACAUCGUCCUGAAGUAAGAAGAAUGAGCCGUGUGGAGGGUCUGAGGGCCGACUCCUCUCAGUUCACUCUGGAGGGAGAGCCUUUCCGCAUCCUGGGGGGCUCCAUCCAUUACUUCCGUGUCCCCAGAGCCUACUGGGAGGACCGGCUGUUGAAGAUGAAGGCCUGUGGCCUCAAUACUCUCACGACAUAUAUACCAUGGAACCUGCAUGAGCCUGAAAGAGGAACAUUCAACUUUCAGGAUCAGUUGGACCUCAGGGCUUAUGUCAGUUUAGCAGCAGAGAUGGGUCUCUGGGUGAUCCUGCGUCCUGGACCAUAUAUCUGUGCUGAAUGGGACUUGGGCGGGUUGCCUAGCUGGUUGUUACAAGAUAAAAACAUGCAGCUGAGGACAAUGUAUCCUGGAUUUGUAGAUGCUGUCAACCUCUACUUUGACAAGCUUGUAUCGGUGAUCAAACCUAUGAUGUUUGAAGAAGGAGGCCCAGUCAUUGCAGUUCAACUUGAGAACGAGUAUGGAUCAUAUGCCAAAGAUGAAAGAUACAUGCCAUUUAUAAAAGACUGUCUCCAGUCCAGAGGCAUCAAUGAGCUCCUGCUGACUUCAGACAACUGGGAAGGCUUGAGAUAUGGAGGGAUGGAGGGAGUUCUAAAAACCAUAAACCUUCAGAGACUGUCAUUUGGAGCGAUCCAGUGCUUAGCUGACAUGCAGCCCCAGAAACCUCUGAUGGUUAUGGAGUAUUGGUGUGGGUGGUUUGAUGUCUGGGGAGAGCAUCACCAUGUGUUCCAUGCUGAAGACAUGCUAGCUGUGGUGUCAGAAAUCCUGGAGAGAGGUGUUUCCAUUAACCUGUACAUGUUCCAUGGUGGAACCAGCUUCGGCUUCAUGAAUGGAGCAAUGGACUUUGGCAACUACAAACCUCAGGUCACCAGUUAUGAUUAUGAUGCUCCCCAAACAGAGGCUGGAGACUGCACCACAAAAUAUCAACUCUUGAGGAAUUUAUUCAGCCAGUACCACUCUGAGCCUCUACCUGAAGUGCCCUCUCCUCAGGAGAGGAGAGCAUAUGACGCUGUUGUCAUCCAGCAGUACCUGUCACUGUGGGACAGCCUGCACUUCACCGACAAGCCGUACAGGUCAGAAAGGCCGGUGAACAUGGAGAAUCUCCAUGUCAACAAUAACAAUGGUCAGUCAUACGGUUACACGCUGUAUGAAACCACCAUCACAAGUGGAGGAACCCUCAACUCCAGGAACAACAUCAGAGAUAGAGCACUGGUUUUUGUGGACAGACAAUGUGUUGGUAGUUUGGACUACAAGAUUCAGGAACUGGCUGUCCCUGAGGGAAAGGGAGACAGGACAUUGAGUUUACUUGUGGAGAACUGUGGAAGAGUGAAUUAUGGAAAAGCUCUGGAUGAACAGCGCAAAGGUAUUGUGGGAGACAUUGAGUUGAAUCACACGCCUCUGAGAGGAUUCACCAUCUUCUGUUUAGAUAUGAAGCCAGGCUUUAUGAAAAGAUUAACAAAUUCGGGUCAGUGGAAGUGUGAUUUCAAGCCACCCUCACUCCCAGGGUUCUUCCAGGCCAGACUGCAUGUGGAUGGCUCUCCCAGAGACACCUUCAUCAGACUCCCUGGUUGGGGUAAAGGAGCUGUGUUUGUCAAUGGGCAGAACCUUGGACGCCAUUGGUUCAUCGGCCCCCAGCAUUUCCUUUACCUCCCAGGACCGUGGCUCAGAAGCGGAGAGAAUCAGAUCAUUGUUUUUGAGGAACAAAAAGCCGAUGACAAAAUACAGUUUGCGGAAAAUCCUGAUCAUGGAAAGACAAUUGAUGUUUACAAGCUUCCCUUUUGCACACUGCUGUGAUAAUAAUUACUAAAACACACACUUUCACACCACACACACACACACACACACACACACACACAAGGGCAUAUUUUAUUGAUCAGAGUUAUUGCCACUUAUUCAAAUCAAUUAAUUUACUAACCAUGCUUUCAAAUGCAAUUGUGCAGCAGUAUGCAGUUUUUUUUCAAAGCUUUGAUGAAAUGUUAAAAUAUGCCAUUGAUUAUGUUGCCUUCUGC
Messenger RNA from Thunnus maccoyii (southern bluefin tuna), 2660 nucleotides. RefSeq names its product beta-galactosidase-1-like protein 2. The record is from RefSeq and is a predicted model, not a curated record. Gene Ontology annotation, cellular component: vacuole. Gene Ontology annotation, biological process: carbohydrate metabolic process. Bases 292 to 2445 code for a protein of 717 amino acids. Gene Ontology annotation, molecular function: beta-galactosidase activity. Lineage: Eukaryota; Metazoa; Chordata; Actinopteri; Scombriformes; Scombridae. The transcript is spliced from 20 exons.